AGAUCUAUUGGUCGGCCGUGACAGGGCCUUUCCGGCCUGGGCGCGGCGAGCAUCGGACUCGGCCGCCCCUUCUUGGGUUUUCCGCCGGGAGUGGUCGCGCGUCAAUUGGUGCAACCUUCCACAAGGAAUCCCUCGCCUUGGGAAUAAUGCGACAAUUAAAAUUCUGCGUGGGCGAAGAUGCCCAGAUGGGAUGUUUUCCACGUGGGAGUCGCAUGGGGGUUACCCACUUCCCCCAGAACAUAAAUAUUGCCUGUGGGAACUUGAGCUUGGGCUUGCUGAUCUCUACUGCAUCACAGUCGUAGUUCCUUACAAGUAAACGUUCUGUGUGUGACGGUGUGUUCGUUGUUUUGCUCCUGUGCUGCAUUGACAACUCGACCAUGGCUCGCGGCGGUGACAACAACCCGCCCUUCGAGGCCACCGCGACGGCGGACAGCGCACACUCCGACCUACCCGGCCGAGCCUCUUCGGUCUCGAUCUCCCCCUCCGACGACAAAUCCCCCGGUGUCCGCCGUGCUGAGGCUCUAGCUGCUGUCUUGACCACCACGGACCGCGUCUUCAUCUUCCUAGGCGUCUUCCUCGUCGCCUUCGCCUACGGCCUUGACGGUGUCCUCCGCUAUGCCUACCAACCCAAAGCGACCGCCUCCUUUUCCCAGCAUUCGCUGCUGGCGACCGUCAACGUACUGCGGUCCGUCAUCGCUGCCGCCGCUCAGCCCACGUCGGCCAAGAUUGCCGACAUCUUCGGUCGCGCCGAGCUGGUCGUCCUCUCCGUCUUCUUCUACGUCCUCGGCACCGUCAUCGAGACGGUCUCAACCAACGUGUCGACCUUUGCGGCGGGCGCCCUCAUCUACCAGAUCGGAUACACCAUGAUCAUGCUGCUCGUCGAAGUCAUCGUCGCCGACAUUACAUCGACGCGCGCCCGUCUCAUCUUCAGCUACGUCCCGGCCAUGCCUUUCCUCAUCACCACGUGGGUCAGCGGCAACGUCUCGCAGGCCGUCCUCGAAGUCACCGACUGGCACUGGGGCAUUGGCAUGUGGUGCAUAAUCUACCCCGUGUGCGCCAUGCCCCUGAUCAUAAGCCUGACCCUCGUCGGCCGUCGCGCCCGGAAGCAGGGCAUCAUGGAGAAGUACUUUGAGGACGUCAAGGGCAUGCCGUGGGGUGCUUUCCUCGUCGACCUCUUCUGGCGCCUGGAUGUGAUCGGCGUGAUCCUCCUGAUCGCCGUCUUCGCCCUCAUCCUCGUCCCCAUGACCAUCGCCGGCGGUUUCGAGGCCUCCUGGACAGCCCCGCAGAUUCUCGGCCCGCUCAUCGUCGGCGUCUGCACGAUUCCCAUCUUCGUCUUCUGGCAGCUGCGCGCGCCGCACCCUCUGGUGCCCUUCUACCUGAUCAAGGACCGCGCCGUGUGGGGUGCGCUCGGCAUCGCCAUGCUGCUCAACUGGGCCUGGUACAUGCAGGGCGACUAUCUCUUCACCGUCCUGCAGGUCGCUUUCGACUUCGACGACAUGACGGCCACACGCGUGUCGUCUUUCUACAGCUUCUUCAGCGUCGUUUCGGGCUGCAUCCUCGGCCUCGUCGUCUACAAGGUUCGCCGGCUCAAGAUCUUCAUCGUCGCCGGCACCUGCCUCUUUAUGGUCGCCUUCGGCUUGCUGAUCCGCUACCGCGGCGACGCCGACACCUCCAGCCGGGCGGGCGUCAUCGGCGCCCAGGUCGUCCUCGGUCUCGCCGGCGGUAUGUUCCCCUACCCGGCGCAGGCGUCGCUGCAGGCCGCGCUCAAGCACGAGCACCUCGCCGUCAUGACCGGCCUGUACCUGGCCACCUACAACCUCGGCUCGGCCUUUGGCGGCGCCGUCUCGGGCGCCAUCUGGACCCAGGUUCUGCCCGGCCAGCUAAACGAGCGCCUCCUCGAUUUCAACAACGCCACCCUGCCCACCCUCGCCUACGCCGACCCCUUCACCUUCUCGAAGGAGUACCCCGUCGGCACCGACGAGCGUCAGGCCGUCAUCGAGUCGUACAAGUACGCCCAGCGCCUGCUGACCAUCACGGGUAUCUGCCUGUGCGUGCCGCUGAUCGCCUUUGCCGCCGCGCUGAGGAACCCCAAGUUGAACGACGAGCAAACGCUGGCCCAGGACAAGCAGGCCGUCCAGGUCCCUGCCGCCGAGCAGGCGGAGAAGCGCGGGGAUACCAAGGAGGUUGCGCCGUGAUUUGAUGAUACCCCCAAGAGAGAUUCUUGUUUUAUCCAACCAGAGUAGUAGUAGCAGCCUAUCUGUCGUUGGAAAGCAAU
Molecule: messenger RNA, 2275 nt
Organism: Chaetomium fimeti
Lineage: Eukaryota; Fungi; Ascomycota; Sordariomycetes; Sordariales; Chaetomiaceae
Product: major facilitator superfamily domain-containing protein
Exons: 1
Coding region: 378-2195 (605 amino acids)
Biological process (GO): intracellular iron ion homeostasis; transmembrane transport
Cellular component (GO): endosome; plasma membrane; vacuolar membrane
Molecular function (GO): siderophore-iron transmembrane transporter activity
Source: RefSeq, a predicted model, not a curated record